Messenger RNA from Aspergillus bombycis, 984 nucleotides. RefSeq lists its product as uncharacterized. The transcript has a single exon. Bases 1 to 984 code for a protein of 327 amino acids. NCBI's taxonomy places the organism in Eukaryota, Fungi, Ascomycota, Eurotiomycetes, Eurotiales, Aspergillaceae. The record is from RefSeq and is a predicted model, not a curated record.
AUGACGGUUCGAGGCACUUUGCGACACGCUCUUACCUUCCUCUACUCACGCACCUUCCUAACGGAUUCCCUUAUCAUGGACGCCCAGUCAUUUCCUUCUGCAGUUCUUGACUCCCUUUUCCCCCCUCACGAAACCACUUCUACCACGUCCGACCAGUCCACCGAACAACAUAGCAUGCCUACUCCAGAACCGACUUUCGAACUCAUUAAACGCCAGCUAGACGCCGAUAUCCAAGCUGGCCGGACGGGGUACCGGGAGUUCUGCGACAUCAGUGAGGACAUCUUCCAUCAGAUCCAGGGACAGCAAUCUUCAACAACAAGACGCCUACACUGCGUUUACAACUUCGAGAAGCACUUGCUCCGUGUUCGAAUGCCCAAUGAGGCCCACGAAGAUGUCGCCCUUCAGCUCCACAGCCUCAUUGACCUCAAGCUCAAUGCUGAGGGCCUGAUGUACACCGCGUGCACCCCCACCCUGUCGCCCACCGUCAGACUUGGCAAUAUUGCUCUGCAGCCAGAUGGAGCUUGGCGCCCACGGGGAAGGAAGGACUGGACAGUCUGUGUCCAGGUGGGGGAUUCAGAAAGUGAACGCGAGCUUUUGCUCGACGCUCGACGCUGGGUUGAGGAUGAUGGCUCGCUGUUUAAGAUUUGCCUCAUAGCGAAGAUCAAGAGACUUCCUGAAGAGAUCGAAAUUAGUAUUAUACAGUCUUCCCCUUUCCGUGCUCGAAUUCUCCAGAGCAACCACACUUCUGCUAUGCUUAUAGCAAGUGCCAAGAUUAUCCGCCAUCAUCCUGGUCCUGUGGUCGAGUUCCAGGAUCACAGAAACCCUACCAACACGCUGAUGGCCCUUCGAUUUCCUAUCGUCGCAUUCGCCGGGCCCCAACCUCCGACUGGAGUUCAAGUCAACUUAGGGGGUGAUAUUGUGCUUACAGGACAGGAACUAGCGGAAAUUGGACGGAGACACUGGGUUCCGGAAUUUAACUACUGA